UCGACUGGCUCUCACAGUCUCACAGGGAGCAGACACUUCCUUCUGAGUUUUCUCUCCUUCUCCUAAUCUCUUCUUCCCUUUCUUCCUCUCUAUCUCUCGUUCUUUUCCUCUUGUUCUCAGGUUCCGCCUCUACCGUUGUGUUUGAGACGUCGUCUUCGUCGUCGAUGAUGUUGGCAGCCAAGGUGUUUCGUCGUUGCAGUGACGCUGGGUGUCGCUGCAGCACUUGCUGCACCAACAGCCCCAGCUCCGGAGACACGGCACCUGCCAAAGCCUCUUGCGACGAAAUCAGGAGGAGCUUGGAGUCGACGCUCUUGACGUCUGUGAAGGAAGUGAAGUACAAGCGUGUGUUCCUCAACAUGCUGCCUGGUAUCUUGGCCACGUACCUCCCGACUCUUUGUGACCCGGAGCUUUCCUCCACGACACCCCGUGGUUCGAUUCCAAACAAGCAGAGGGCGCCCUCUCGUCGUAAGAGGGCCUUCCUGUUCGGGCUCAACGGCGGAUUCAACGGAGGAUACAACGGCGGCUCUAACGGCGAGGGCAACGGAGAGGGUUCCAACGGCUACUCCAACGGCUACUCCAACGGGUUCCUCUUUGGCAACGGAAAGAUAAAAGACCCAGGUGACCAUCCCGUCAACGGCAACGGGCUUGGCGGCUUGCUGCAACUGGCCCUUGUAGGACUGGUCAACGGCGCAUUGAAUGGAGGAGGGUAUGACGAAGCAAAAAUGGUGGCAAUGGUGGCAACGGUGGCAGCGCCAAACUCGAGAUAACCAUCUAAGCACACUACAGACAUUGUUUCCAUGGCGACCGUCCCAAUUCCUAUAGCUGGCCUGCCGUAGCAGAGGUGCUCGGAGGAAGAGGAAAAAGCAACAGCCUUGAAGAUCUCAAACGCACAGCACGCUAACGCACAACACUGGUUCGCCUGCGUUUCUACUCACUCUUCUCAGCGAGUCUACUACACUUAUAUAUUAUUGAAUAUAUUCCUUUGCUGGUUACCUCGUACCUGGAUAUCGUAAAUAUGCCUUUACCUAAUCCCAGAACUUGUAAUGUUACCUGAUCAAGAAAUGGUUCCAAUGCAUGACUCUGUUCAAGAGAUCAUAUUGUGCACAUAUCUAAAAUUAAAAAUUUUGUUGAACUCUUA
Messenger RNA from Pomacea canaliculata, 1138 nucleotides. RefSeq lists its product as uncharacterized. The transcript has 2 exons. The record is from RefSeq and is a predicted model, not a curated record. Lineage: Eukaryota; Metazoa; Mollusca; Gastropoda; Architaenioglossa; Ampullariidae. Bases 165 to 767 code for a protein of 200 amino acids.